Messenger RNA from Hyaena hyaena (striped hyena), 2371 nucleotides. RefSeq names its product acyl-CoA oxidase 2 (gene ACOX2). Bases 103 to 2148 code for a protein of 681 amino acids. Gene Ontology annotation, cellular component: peroxisome. Gene Ontology annotation, molecular function: fatty acid binding; FAD binding. NCBI's taxonomy places the organism in Eukaryota, Metazoa, Chordata, Mammalia, Carnivora, Hyaenidae. The transcript has 16 exons. Gene Ontology annotation, biological process: fatty acid beta-oxidation using acyl-CoA oxidase; very long-chain fatty acid metabolic process; lipid homeostasis. The record is from RefSeq and is a predicted model, not a curated record.
ACAGGACAGACACAGAACACAGCACCAAGGCUGAACCGCCACGGCUCGGAGCAGCGAGGCCAGAAGUAUCUCUCCUCAGGCACCAGACAGGUCGCAGGUAGGAUGAGCAGCCCAAUGCACCGAGUGUCCCUGGGGGACACCUGGAGCAGGCAAGUGCACCCCGACAUAGAGUGUGAGAGGCACAGACAGUCCUUCAACGUGGAACGGCUCACCAACAUCCUUGACAGAGGAGCUGAGAACACUGCACUCCGGAGGAAAGUUGAGAACAUCAUCCACAGUGACCCAAAAUUCAGCCUGAAGGAUACUUAUUUCAUGACCCAGAAUGAAUGUUAUGAGGUCGCCGUUCAGAGGAAAUUCCACAUCCAGAUAAUAGCAAAGCGCCUGGGCUGGUCAGAAGACAGUCCUGAACUAUAUUACGCUUACAGAGCCCUUUCUGGAGAAGUGGCCUUAGGUUUACACGGCAUCUUCCUGAAAGCCCUCAGGAGCCUGGGCUCAGAGGAGCAGAUUGCCAAAUGGGCCCCACUCUGCAACAAGUUCCAGAUCAUCACAACAUAUGCCCAGACAGAACUGGGCCACGGGACAUAUCUUCAGGGCCUGGAGACUGAAGCCACCUAUGAUGCAGCCACUCAGGAGUUUGUGGUACACAGCCCCACGAUGACUGCCACCAAAUGGUGGCCUGGGGACCUGGGACGGUCAGCCACCCACGCCUUGGUCCAGGCCCAGCUGAUCUGCUCAGGAGCCCGGCAGGGGAUGCACUCCUUUAUUGUGCCCAUCCGGAGCCUCCAGGACCACACCCCACUGCCAGGAAUCACUGUUGGAGACAUCGGGCCCAAGAUGGGCUUUGACCAUAUAGACAAUGGCUUCUUGCGGCUGGACCAUGUGCGGAUCCCCAGAGAGAACAUGCUGAAUCGCUUUGCACAGGUCUUGCCAGAUGGCACCUACCUCAAGCAAGGAAAAUUGCAGAUCAACUACCUUUCCAUGGUGAUAACUCGAGUGUCUCUGAUCUGGGGCGAGAUAACACUCAACCUGAAGAAGGCCUGUGUCAUUGCCAUUCGCUACUCAGUCAUCCGUCGCCAGUCCCACCUCCGGCCCAGUGACUCAGAGGCAAAAAUCUUGGACUACCAGAUACAGCAGCAGAAACUCUGUCCUCAGCUGGCCACAGCCUAUGCAUUCCAUUUCCUGGCAAGCAACCUCCUGGAAUUCUUUCACAGCUCCUAUAAUGCCAUUCUGAACAAAGACUUCAGCCUCCUCCCUGAGCUCCAUGCGCUGAGCGCAGGAAUCAAGGCCAUGGUGUCGGACUUGUGCAACUCGGGGACUGAGCUAUGCCGCAAAGCCUGCGGCGGCCACGGCUACUCGAAGCUGAGCGGCCUGCCCUCACUGGUCACCAGAGGGGCAGCCGCCUGCACCUACGAGGGUGACAACACCGUGCUCUACCUGCAGCUGGCCAGGUUUCUGGAGAAAAACUACCUGCAAGCUCAAGCAUCCCCAGACUCCACAUCGCAGAGAUCUCUCCCUCAGUCUGUUGCAUACCUGACUGCACCUGACCUGGCCAGGUGCCCAGCCCAGAAAGCAGCUGACUUCCUCCACCCAAAACUCUACACCAUGGCCUGGGCACAUGUGGCAGCCAGGCUCGUAAAGGACUCAGUGCAUCAUUUACAGACUCUGAUGCGAUCUGGGGCUGACAGGCAUGAGGUGUGGAACCAGACCACUGUCAUGUUCGUCCAGGCUGCUAAGGCACACUGCUAUUAUAUCAGUGUGAAGAAUUUUACAGAAACUCUGGAGAAACUAGAAAAUGAACCAGCAAUUCAGCAGGUGCUCAAACGCCUCUGUGACCUCUACGCUUUACAUGGCAUCCUGACAAACUCGGGUGACUUUCUCCAUGAUGGCUUCCUAUCUGGGGCCCAAGUGGAUGCGGCGAGAACAGCCUACCUGGACCUGCUCGCCCUCAUCCGGAAGGAUGCCAUCUUGUUAACUGAUGCUUUUGACUUCACGGAUCAGUGUUUAAACUCAGCACUUGGCUGUUACGAUGGCAAUGUCUAUGAACGUCUGUUCCACUGGGCUCAGAAGUCACCAACCAAUACUCAGGGAAACCCUGCCUAUGAGAAAUAUUUAAGACCACUAUUACAAAGUUCAAGAGCCAAGCUGUGAAAUAAUCAGCAGCAUUCAAGAGGCACCACCAUGUGAUAAUGAGACUCAUGAUCUUCUUAGUCUGUAACAAAUGAAACAUCUGUGAUUUACUUCAAGAUAAUCCAUGGGAGGAAAAGGAAAGAACAAAUAGCUAAAGACUGUCAAUGGAUACAUGAAUGUUUGUACUAUUCUCUUUACUUCUGAAUGUGUAUGAAAUGUCCCACAAUAAAAAAUAGCAGCGCUA